Molecule: messenger RNA, 613 nt
Organism: Mesitornis unicolor (brown roatelo)
Lineage: Eukaryota; Metazoa; Chordata; Aves; Mesitornithiformes; Mesitornithidae
Gene: MPZL3
Product: myelin protein zero-like 3
Exons: 5
Cellular component (GO): membrane
Source: RefSeq, a predicted model, not a curated record
GUGUCUCCUGGAAAUUAAAGCCAGUCCUAAAGUGCGAGCUUUCGUCGGUGAACGAGCGUCGCUGAAAUGCUCCUUCAAAUCCAGCUCUCCCAUCAGCGACAGCCUGACAGUGGACUGGACGUACCGGCCCCUCACAGGUGGCCAGAUGGAGUCCGUUUUUCAUUACCAGUCUGUCCCAUACCCAACGGCAGUGGGAAAGUUCAAAGACAGGAUAUCCUGGCUCGGGAGCGUUGCCAGGGGCGAUGCUUCCAUUGCUAUCGAAAGCCCAGAGCUGAGCGACAACGGGACGUUCAUCUGCAGCGUGAAGAACCCUCCGGACGUGUACCAUAACAUUCCCCAGACGGUGCUGGUCGUUACGGAGAGGGGCCUGUCCUUCCAGCUGACUUCAGCCACGCUGCUGUCCAUUCUGGUGUUCCUCCCUUCCGUCCUUGUGGUGGUUCUGCUGUUGGUGAGGAUGGGAAGGAAAUUUGGAGCGCUCAAGAAGGAAAAAAAAUCGGGCUGUAAGAAGUCGUCCAUUGAAGUGCCCGAGCAUACGGAGACAGGCAGCUGCCUGGGGAAACUCAAGGGCUGGUGUCUGAACUGUGUGGACACGGAUGAGGAAGACCCGUACUGA